Ctenocephalides felis (cat flea) is the source of this 1125-nucleotide messenger RNA. RefSeq names its product SUN domain-containing protein 2-like. Gene Ontology annotation, biological process: arachidonate secretion; phospholipid metabolic process. The transcript has 6 exons. The record is from RefSeq and is a predicted model, not a curated record. Lineage: Eukaryota; Metazoa; Arthropoda; Insecta; Siphonaptera; Pulicidae. The coding region runs from base 38 to 958 and encodes 306 amino acids.
AUUUUUAUCUACACUAUUGUCAACGCCAGCCAAUUAUAUGGAUACUGGAAAUGAGAUGAACGAAGUUCAAAAGAGUUUCAGUGGUUAUCGCGUGAGGAACGACUCUCUACGAAUGGUAUAUUUUCACGACCAGACUAUAGCUGUAGUUGAACUUGGCGCGAAGAAACUAUUGCUGAGCUGUGAACUUAUUGAAAUAUAUAAUGAUGCAGAUGGUUCCGAACUUCUGGCAAAACUAGCCUCUACUGUUAAUAGACCACUAGGAAUCGGUUUCACGGAGAUGCUCCAACUGAUGACCCAGUGCCAGACAGUCGACAAUGUUGAAAACCUCCAAUUGUCAUCACCGAUAUCGACGUAUGAAAACGAGUACGAUGUGUAUGGUGACAAGGCGUAUGGUACCAAGACGUUUGGUGACAGGACUUAUGACGACUCUGAAUUCGAGGAACCCAAAAGCUCAACCAGCGGCAAAGGUCCGAUUCGGGUCAGGCAGAGUCAACAGGAACACCAGCAGCAAAAACCGCAGCAAAAGCAACAGCAACAGGAGCAACAGGAGCAGCAGGAGCAACAGGAUCAACAAGAAUCCAGAGGGUUCAUAACUACCGGUCCUUUGAGUUUGUUCAGCGGCAUAGUACCAGGAACAAAAUGGUGUGGCACUGGCGACAUUGCGACCACAUAUCACGACUUGGGAAGCGACAAGGACAGUGAUAAAUGCUGCAGAACUCACGAUUUGUGCCCAGUAAAAAUUAGAGCUUUCAAACAGAGAUACAAUUUGACGAACAAUUCACUGUACACCAAAUCACAUUGCCUCUGCGAUGAUUUGUUAUUCGAAUGCCUACGAAACACCAAGACUCCGGCUGCGCAGCUGAUGGGAAACAUAUACUUCAACCUGGUCAGGGUGCCAUGCGUCCAUGACGCUAAUGAUGGACAAAGACAAUUCAGAGGUGCCAGAAGGGGUUUUUAGAUAUAAGUUUAUAAAUAUGGGAACAGAUUAAUUAUCUGAUCCAUUAUGACUAUCAGUGAAAAUCUAAUAUGAUUAGAUUGUUGAUUGGCGUCCACCAAAAACCUUAAGGAUAGUGCAAAUAUGUAUCUAUGGUACAAUGAAGGGGGUUGUUGACAAAAUAUUUGAUA